UAUUCUUAACCCUCUGUAACCAAUCUCAAGUUUUAUAUUCUUCUUUAUCGCCUCGAUCUCUUCUGAUUCAAAACAAUGGCCGAUUUGACGAUCACCGGAUUACUCAAAAGCGUUGCCGCCGAGUUUCCAUCUCGUAGGGCGAUUUCCGUUCCCGGAAAAUUCGAUGUUACGCAUUCACAGCUUCAGGAGCUAAUUGAUCGAGCCGCUUGCCGCCUUGUCGCAGCUGGAGUUAAGCCUGGUGAGGUCGUGGCUCUCACAUUUCCGAACACACUCGAGCUUGUGAUAAUGUUUUUGGCUGUAAUUCGAGCUCGAGCCACCGCUGCGCCGCUGAAUCAGGCUUACACCGCCGAGGAGUUCGAAUUUUACUUAUCGGAUUCAGGAUCUAAGCUUCUAUUGACAAACAAGGAAGGAAAUGAGCCGGCUCAAACUGCAGCGAAGAAGCUAGAAAUUCAACACGUUACCGCUGAAUUGCCGCAAAUUGACUCGGAAAUCGUUCUUUCACAAACGAAUUCGAAAUCGGAGAUUGAAUCUGUUUCGGAUAUCGUGAACGACCCCAACGAUGUUGCUUUAUUCCUUCACACAUCAGGAACUACGAGUCGGCCAAAAGGCGUGCCGCUGACUCAGCUCAAUUUGGCUUCUUCCGUGAAUAACAUCAAAUCGGUCUACAAACUCACCGAAUCUGACUCCACCGUCAUUGUCCUACCCCUGUUCCAUGUACAUGGAUUGAUGGCCGGAUUGCUUAGCUCACUGGCUGCCGGAGCCUCCGUAACCUUGCCUGCAGCUGGUAGAUUCUCUGCAUCGACGUUCUGGCCAGACAUGAAUAACUAUAAAGCGACCUGGUACACAGCAGUCCCGACCAUACACCAGAUCAUCCUGGAACGCCAUUCCAGCAAACCCGAACCCGUUUACCCAAAGCUCCGGUUCAUUCGAAGCUGCAGCGCAUCUCUAGCCCCGACAAUAUUGGCGAAGCUGGAGGAGGCGUUUAAUGCGCCGGUUCUAGAGGCCUAUGCGAUGACUGAAGCAACCCACUUAAUGUCUUCCAACCCGUUGCCCGAAGUUGGCCCGCACAAACCCGGGUCUGUUGGGAAGCCUAUAGGUCAAGAGAUGGCUAUCUUGGACGAGAGUGGCGUUGAACAAGAUGCUGGUAAAAACGGGGAAGUUUGUAUUAGGGGACCCAAUGUAACAAAAGGAUAUAAGAACAAUCCAGAAGCCAACAAAACUGCAUUCGGUUUCGGGUGGUUCCACACAGGAGAUAUCGGGUAUUUUGAUUCGGACGGGUAUUUACAUCUUGUGGGUCGGAUAAAGGAACUUAUUAACAGAGGAGGAGAGAAGAUAUCACCAAUUGAAGUGGAUGCAGUUCUCUUAUCUCAUCCUGAUGUUGCCCAAGCUGUUGCUUUUGGAGUUCCAGAUGACAAAUAUGGGGAAGAGAUCAAUUGUGCAAUUAUUCCAAGAGAAGGUUCAAACAUUGAUGAGGAAGAGGUGACAAGAUUCUGUAAGAAGAACCUUGCUGCAUUCAAGGUUCCGAAGAGGGUAUUUAUAACUGAUUCAGUGCCAAAGACAGCAACAGGAAAAAUUCAAAGGCGUAUAGUGGCUGAACAUUUCCUUGCUCAGAUCUCAACAGCUAAAGUCCCCAAAUUUGGAGCCUAAAUUAUUUUUAUUAUUAUUUCUUUUUCAAUUAGUAGAGUAAUUUGGCAAAUAAAAGCAAACGUUGUUGCUAGUCAUUAUCAUGUAUGCAGUCACUUUGGAUUAAUUGAUAAAUUUUGUUUCUAUGU
Molecule: messenger RNA, 1772 nt
Organism: Impatiens glandulifera
Lineage: Eukaryota; Viridiplantae; Streptophyta; Magnoliopsida; Ericales; Balsaminaceae
Product: oxalate--CoA ligase
Exons: 4
Coding region: 76-1647 (523 amino acids)
Biological process (GO): fatty acid metabolic process
Molecular function (GO): medium-chain fatty acid-CoA ligase activity
Source: RefSeq, a predicted model, not a curated record